This is a messenger RNA of Prorocentrum cordatum, 414 nucleotides long. The record is from the annotation of a GenBank genome assembly. NCBI's taxonomy places the organism in Eukaryota, Dinophyceae, Prorocentrales, Prorocentraceae.
AUGGUGACAAGUCCGCCCGCGAAGAUGAGGACUGGGUUCAGCCAGGCGGGAGUCGGGCUGACCAGUAAGCACAUAGCCGCCGUAAUGCAACACACAAAACCGAGAUUGCCCGUGUCCUUGGUGCUGAAGACGAACUUCUUAACCAAACCCGACACAGCAGAAAAGACGAGCGACACUCCGACUGCGCUGCAGGCUAUGGCGCAGGCUCUUUCAGGGGAAUGGGGGUCUUUGAUCUUGUCCGACACCGCACUCGAUGCAAAUCCGAGUGCAGUCAUCAUGAUAGCACCAGGGAGGAUGAAUGCGAAGCCAGAGACAAGGCCGCCAACGACGCCCUUCUUCGUGACCCCGAUCGCGAAGCCGACCUGGGUGCUAGACGGCCCGGGCAGGCAGUUCGCCAUCGCGAAGAGCUCCUGA